Messenger RNA from Hippocampus comes (tiger tail seahorse), 2665 nucleotides. RefSeq names its product ISL LIM homeobox 1a (gene isl1a). Gene Ontology annotation, cellular component: nucleus. The transcript has 6 exons. Gene Ontology annotation, molecular function: DNA-binding transcription factor activity, RNA polymerase II-specific; cis-regulatory region sequence-specific DNA binding. Gene Ontology annotation, biological process: positive regulation of transcription by RNA polymerase II; neuron fate specification; axonogenesis. The record is from RefSeq and is a predicted model, not a curated record. Lineage: Eukaryota; Metazoa; Chordata; Actinopteri; Syngnathiformes; Syngnathidae. Bases 138 to 1187 code for a protein of 349 amino acids.
CACACGCGCACACACGCACUCCAUCUCCGAGCCGGACGGCGUAGCCCCCUCUGGCCCGGCAACAGAAGACACAUCAAGGAGUCCAGGCGUUGCAGCCCGCUCUGACCGUGGACCUAACGCCGCUUUAUUUAGUCAGCAUGGGAGACAUGGGGGAUCCGCCGAAAAAAAAACGGCUGGUGUCUCUGUGUGUGGGCUGCGGAAACCAGAUCCACGACCAGUACAUCCUGCGGGUCUCCCCAGAUCUGGAAUGGCACGCCGCCUGUCUCAAAUGCGCCGAGUGCAGUCAGUACUUGGACGAGUCGUGCACGUGCUUCGUCAGAGACGGAAAGACAUAUUGUAAACGGGACUACAUCAGGUUAUACGGGAUUAAAUGCGCUAAGUGCAGCAUCGGUUUCAGCAAGAACGACUUUGUAAUGAGGGCCCGAUCCAAAGUCUACCACAUCGAAUGUUUCCGCUGUGUGGCCUGCAGCAGACAGCUCAUCCCGGGGGACGAGUUCGCUCUGCGCGAAGACGGCCUCUUCUGCCGGGCCGACCACGACGUAGUGGAGCGGGCUACUCUGGGACACGGAGACCCGCUUAGUCCGCUGCACCCCGCCAGACCGCUACAAAUGGCAGCAGAGCCCAUCUCCGCUCGACAGUCUGCACUUCGGCCCCACAUCCAUAAACAGCCAGAGAAGACCACGCGAGUUCGGACAGUACUAAACGAGAAGCAACUACACACUUUGCGAACUUGCUACAACGCCAACCCGAGGCCCGACGCUCUGAUGAAGGAGCAGCUGGUGGAGAUGACCGGCCUGAGCCCGCGCGUCAUCCGGGUCUGGUUUCAGAACAAGCGCUGCAAAGACAAGAAGAGGAGUAUUCUGAUGAAGCAGCUACAACAGCAGCAGCCAAACGACAAGACGAACAUCCAGGGAAUGACAGGCACCCCGAUGGUGGCGGCCAGUCCGGAACGGCACGACGGUGGCAUCCAAGCCAACCCGGUGGAGGUGCAAAGCUACCAGCCGCCCUGGAAGGUCCUCAGCGAUUUUGCUCUGCAGAGCGACAUCGACCAGCCCGCUUUUCAGCAACUGGUUAGUUUUUCGGAGGGUGGACCGGGUUCGAACUCAACUGGCAGCGAGGUAGCGUCCAUGUCAUCUCAGCUUCCAGACACACCGAACAGCAUGGUGUCAAGUCCCAUUGAGACCUGAGUCCGAGUCUGUCUGGACAGACUGAACCUCCCUAUGUUCAUUUCAUCCCUCCAGACUGCACCAAACAACCAAACGGGUUGUAUUUUUUUAUUUUUAUUUUUUUGACACUGUGAAGACAAUCAUGGGAUAUUUACCAUCGACACCCAAUUCUCAAAUCCACGCUGGAGAGAAACUUGCAACCCUCAAGCCGACGCUGUUUGUUCAUAUUUAUUUAUUUAUUUAUUUAAUAAUUAUAAUUGCCAAAAGAGAAGACGCAAACCGGGCUCCUUUGUGACAUUUUCGGACCUCUGAGUGGGAGUCGAACUCAAUCUCGAUUUGCGAGCUGCUGUGCGCAACAUCCAAGUGAAGGUUUUUCUUUUUCAUUCGAAAAAUCAGCAACCCCCCCCCCCCCUCACACCUGCCCCGGAGGAAAGCAGCACGGGUUUUCUUCUUGUUAUUUCAUGAUUUCUUUCAUGAUCCAAGUACUAAAGCAUUUGCAACAAGGUAUACCUCUGUUUCGUCACAAGCUUCGUGGGACAUUUGUGUGAGUUCGGGUCGCCCGAGAAAAUUGUUUUCUUUUUCCAAAGAUGUGUAUACCUCUCACGUAAUAAGUCAAAUAUACGUUAGGUCUUUGUUUCCAUGGAAAAUAAUAUUUAUUAUUUAUUGUCAGCAAAAAUUGCCAUGUUUGGUGUAUCUUUCUUGACUUGCGUUUGGGAGGUUUGUUCAGGUUUUUUUUCACAUGCUAAUUGCGACACUAUUAGUAUAAUUAUUAUAAAUGAUUUGCAGCGUGCGCCAUCUUUGCAAAUCCCCCCCCCCCCCACCCCUUAUUUCGAACAAAGAAAGAGGUAGCCCUCCGAUAGCGGGUUUAAUGGGAUUUGGCUUCAGAAUUUCAAUUUAACUUUGGGAUAUGCGCUUCGAAGGUUUACAUCCUGAAUUAUCAUUGCGUAUUUAUCAAUCUAUUUAAAUAUAGGUUACAUAUUCAAUUUAUUUCAGCGAGACUUGUCAUAUAUGGAGCUUUGAUGAUUGUAAAGCAAAUGCACAUUUUGGAGUGAUGCUUUACCGGGAGUAUUAUGUAUAACAUUGAUGAAUUGAUAACAACAACAAGGACGACAAAAAAAAAAAAAAACCGCUCCCCUCUUUUUGUCUCAAAAUAAAGGGAUUAAUCCAGACACUCUUUGUGACAAACUAAAGGUCUGUUUUUCCAUCAUGACCCACUUAUAACCACUUAGUACGACCACUUAAUUCGCUGGGUUCUGUUCUGUCCAUGCACUUUUAAUUCCUUUUUUUGUCCGAAGAAUUCAUACCCUGUCAACUAAGUAAAAACGACUGUUAAUGUCUCGGGAUUUUUAAUAACUGAAGUUUCAUUACUAAUUCAGCUGAGUGGAUGCCAGUACAAUAAUGCCAAUAUUCAUUGUACAUGACCACCUUUUCCGUUUUCUCAUGAUUUGUUUGUAGACAAGAGACAAAUGUAUAAAGUAAAAGCUGAGACUGAUGUGCUA